AAGGUAUUAUUACUCCUACCUUGACCAAAAAUUGUAUCUAUUAAAAUUUUUAAAUAUUCAAUAAUAAAAAUUUAAGCAGUAUACUGUUAUGUUCAGCCCACUGUAUGGAAUACUUGUCAAACAGCUGUUUCAGAGCUUUCAAGCGUAAACAACAAAGCUUUGCGCCUUACACAGAGUAAAAGUCAACAGCGGUAACUGCGAGCACAGCUCCAUAGCGCUGUUAACGCGCUCUCUGUCUACUCGAACCACCUGUUACGCGCACAGUUACUCUCUACGCUCGCCGCACUCAUGUCCAACGCGCGCUGUCCCUACACACAUUACGUCACGGUUGGAGCACGCGUCUUCGCUCGUGCGCUUUUCACCGUAUAUUUAUCGCUAUUUCCGUGUUUUGCUUAACCGGUACGUAAACGAGAAGCAGCGACAGAAGUGAAAAUGCCGACAAAUAAAGUGUUACUGUGUGUGUGAGAGCAGGGAGCUAUUUUGACUAGGUAGUCGUAUUGUCGUAUGUGACAAAGCGGCGCUGGCCGGAGUUCAUACGGGCGUGUGUAACUCUGUGAACAUUGGCAUUUUUCUGCAUUACACCUUGUGUCUGACUUUCGCUAUUAACUGUUGUUUGGCGUAUUUAUUGCUACACUACUUGGCUGCCUCGUUUUUGCCUUUGGCCGCCUCUACGCACGCCUUCUCAUUUGUGUGAGCGCUACGCUGGCGUUUUGUUUUGUUGUUUGUUAUUGCGCGCGCGAGUCGAGCGUGCGGCUGUGUGCGUGGUGGGGCCAUGAUUUUGGCACUUACACGACAGACUCCAGCCAGUCGUCAGCCAAAUCCGGUCGUCUAUGCCGUAUGCUGUUGGUGGCGUUCCAUUCGAUUUGCACUGUACGUUUCAGUCUAAGCAAAAUCUUCGCCAACGACGGUUGCUUUCUGCUCGUUCUAUCCCUUGGUUCGGUCGUCGAUACGAAACAGCAUUGGCUGGGUGCGCGCGUGUUGUGGCAACGAAAGCACUUUCUUUCCAAUUACGCGAUUUUACUUUAUUUAUUUAAAUUUAUUUUUGAUUAUUUUUCGAUUUGAUGAAAUGACACAGUGACUAAACAUUGGCUAAUUUGUGGUUACUAAAUGCUUUGCUACAAACGACUGGGACGUCCCUUAAUAUUGUUUUGUGAGCAAAUUGUAUUAUUUGUCUUGUGAUUUUUCUUUGUUUUUCAAAUACUUUUGUGGUCGCUAAAAUACUGACGACUCGAAAUUCGUGAAAGUGAAAACUUAUGUGCACAUAUUGUUUUUGUAAAAGUUUACUACGUACAAAUUGUUAUUGUCGUUGCAACGGUAACUCCAAAGUAUAGUUUCUUUUCGUUAAGAAAUAAAUUGUAUUAAAAGUGUUUGAAACCCAAGUUAGAUGCUUAGAAAAAGUGCCAAAUUUUCAAAUUGAAGAAGAAAAAAGUAAAAAAUAAAUAAAAAAAUAAUAAUUUAUAAAAAAAAAUUUAAAACAAAUUAUUAUUAAAAAAAAAUAAUUAUUAUAAAGAAAAUAUCACUAAAAGAGUAAUAAUUAUUAAAAAAAUUAUUUUAAAAAAAUUACCAAAAAUCAAAUAAUUUCCUUGACGCGUGUAAAUUACAAGCUUAAGAGUUCAUUUACCUUAAGCCAAAUAGUGCUAGAAAUUCCAGUGUACUGCAUUUUUCCAACAAGCGCUUGUUUUUGUAUUGCACCGCUUUAACAGUCUUUUAUUUUCGCCACGCAUUUUGUUGUUGCCGAAAUACUUACGGCUUAGCACACGAGAAAAAAGUCCAGUUUUUCGUUGACACAUACACACAAUAGCAAGUUACAAACCGCUUGGACUUAGCCGCCACUCUGUCCAGCGGCGCUACUCAACAACAAGAACUCGGUGUGUACAGCCUUUGUCACAAAAUUGGACACACUAGCCGCUAGAGCGUCGAAAAUUCGCAAUUAGCAUUGUAGUGCAGGACGUGUGAACAAUAACAACAAGAAAAGUGGGUGCAAUAAGUAAAGCAGGAACAACAAUAAGAAGUUAAACAACUAGCAGCAGCGCAGCUGGGCUCGACAACUCCAAAUACUCCAAACUCGAAACUGACCAACUCCAACUCCAGCCUAUAAACUGCCUGCAGCUUUCGACUGCCUGCCAAUAACAACAACAGCGCAGUAUUAAACGCUUACCUGCGUUUACUCUGCGUCCACUUCCUUGCUUCCUACGCGCAAAAUACCGGUAUUUUGGUGAAGUCACCUCCUCCGCUUCGCCAAACUGCUUGGGUACGUCGGCGUACGCUACGUCAAAGAGUGCCGCUUAUAUUGAAAAGCGUAGCCGAUUGGUUUUCUGCGUAACCUCACUGCCUGCGCCUGCAAAGUGAUGAUCUGCGUAUGCACUUCUUCGCCCGCAACGAAUGCAACGAAAUAAAAUAACAACAAAGCACACACACACGCUUGAAAAUUGAGAAAUCAAAGCACUUUACUAAAACAGACGCUGGCAGAAAAUUAGUGAAAAACUACAUAAAAAAAACAAAAAUAAAUAUAAAAUAAUUUUAAGCAUUUUUUACACAAAAAUCUUAACAAAACAAGGAGAUUUGAUUAAAUAAUUAAAAACAACAAAUAAAUAAAUCAAACAAACCAAAGAAGUGAAAGAAAGUGUUAAAACACAACAAUCAACAUAAAUAUUUUACAAAAACAAAACAACAAAUCAUAAUAAAAAUAAAAAUACCAAAAAUAACAACAACAACAUUUAUAAAAACCGUUUAACACUGUAAAUAAAAAUCGCACACACCAGCAACAUGUCAACGGGGAACGAUAUAGUCAACGCUGAGGCGGCACCAGCCAGCGCGUUGCCAAUGUCGCAAAUGCCCGCUGCACCGACGCCAGCAAACGAUCAGUAUCUGCCAGCCACACAUCCAUAUUUUCAUCAUUGCAAGCAGCAGCAACAACAACAACAACAACAGAAGCAGCAACAAUUGCUGUUACAACAUCAACAGCAAUCAACGCUGCAAUCGCAACGUUGUGUUAUGCGCAUACCAAUGCAGCAACACAUGACCACAUCACAACAACAACAACAACAACAGCUAACACUACAGCAACAACAGCAGCAGCAGCCAACCUACGCGGCACCCAAGCCGCAACAAUAUCAAUACCACAACAACAGCGCCGGUAUGCAUGCGAACCACGUUGGCAACCAUGUAAAUGCCGGUGGCAACAUGCCGUUAUAUGGUGCCGGCAGCAGCAACAUUGGCGUUGCUGGCGCUGAGCUGAGCAAAAGCAGCGGACCGACAGUUACAUUCGACGAAUUCACGGAAUUCUACUGGCCACACGACAGCAAGCAACAGCAGCAACAUCAAGCACAACAAAAACAGCACCCACAACACGCAACCCCGCACAAUAAUUGCAAUAAUAUUGAUAUUGGCGGUGUAGAUGUCCGCAUAAGUGCCGUGGCGCUCAACGAAGCCAGCAUCGCCAAUGCCAGCACCUCAAGCACCGGCGGUCGCACCUUCAUCACGCCCGCCGACAUACCGCCGCCACCGCCACAUCCGCCCAACAUAUCGACACGUAAACGCCACCUGGGCGCCAGCAAGAGUGUUGAGGAGCGUUCAACGCGCGAUGCUGGACGCUGUCAAUGUGAGCAUCCGAUUGAGUUUGUGGCACAGCCACAACAACAACAACUGCAGCCAGCACAGCUGCCACAAGUGAGCUUGCAACAGCAACAGGCACAUCAGUCAUACGGCAGUCAUCACAGUGUUUACCUGCCAACGCAGCAGCAACCUCAACAGCAACAACAACAGCAAACACAGCCAACAUAUCGCCCACACACGCUGAACCAGUGUGCACACAAUAGUGAUUACAAUCACUUGCCACCGCCGCCGCCUGCCACACUGACACGUGCCGAUUCGCAUCGCAGCCAUCACAACCUGAUGGCCGUCGCCAGUUCUUCGUACUACAAAAAUCGUUUCUUCGACGAUGCGCCACUGCCACCGCCCUCGCAUCUCUCCACGUCAUCGCUCUCCUCGAAGACUACCUUCGAGACGCGGCAACUGAAGAAUCUGGGCUACUCUCCGAUGAAAAUACGAAAAUUGCGUAUAAUACUUGGUACCAUCGCUGCGCUCGUCGUUAUCGCUCUACUCGCUGUGGCGUUAACGUUCAUCAUCAAAGCUGGGGAUGAUGAUGAUGUGACACCACAGGAAAAUGAUAAUGGCCUACAUUUGGAUGAGGUCAUUACCGGGGCAUUAUCAGCGCAUCGCUUCAAUGGUACAUGGACGCCGCAAUCGCGUAUACUCUUCCGAGAAAACAAUUCGAUUGUCGAGUACGAUGUGAAGACGAAAAAGAAAAGAGUGCUGCUGUAUGAUGAGCACCGUCAGUACUCGGUCUUCGAAAUGUCCGCCGAUCGUGAGCUGCUAUUAUUGGCCAAAAAUUUGUCCAAAUACUUCCGUCAUAGCUUCUUUGCGCAGUAUGACAUUUACAACAUCACAUCCGGUCAAAUACUGCCGCUGAUGAUCAAUGGCGUACAACAGCUGUUGCUCUUUGCGCAGUGGGCGCCCGUCGGCAACGGGCUGAUUAUCAAUUUUGAACGUAAUCUUUACUAUAAACCAACCGCCUAUGCGGAAGCAAUUCCGCUGACAAGUGACGAGAAUAUCGCCAUCUUGAAUGGCAUACCCGAUUGGGUGUAUGAAGAGGAGGUGUUUAGUACAAACAUCGCGACCUGGUUCAAUCCGACCGGCACACAUAUCGCAUUCAUCAAAUUCGACGACUCACCAACACCCGCCAUCAAUUUGCCCAUAUACGGUGAGGCGAACGAACCACGCUUUCAAUAUCCACUCACCAAAUUUAUACCGUAUCCGAAGGCGGGCACCCCGAAUCCGCGUGUCAGUCUCUAUACGGCCGAUUUGGCGCGCGCGGCUAAAGGUUCAGAGUUUCUCACGCAGAUUCCGGUGCCCAGCUCGCUAAACACCGAGAACGACUAUAUCAUCUCAGCGGUGGAAUGGUUAGAUAGUGAGCGUGUGCUCUCCGUAUGGAUGAAUCGCAUACAAAAUUUGGCAUAUCUGCAGGUGUUCGAUGGUGUGCGUCGUUUAGAGAUCUAUAAUAUCGAGUCGAAGACUGGUUGGGUGAAUUUGUUUACGCCACCCUUCAAGAACCGCGACGGUUCACGCAUAGCCCUAGUACUGCCACAGCUACAGGAUGAUCAGACUUACUAUCGUCAAAUCUGCACACUUUCGACGAAAACGGCAGGUGGCGCUGUAGAAACACUAACAAAAGGUAAGUUUGUUGUGGAGGGUAUACUUCAUUGGGAUACGGCCAGCGAUGUCAUAUUCUAUAUGGCUAAUACCGAACAACAAUCCCAAGUGGCGCAUGUGUAUGCGAUCAAAGCAGAGACCGGCCGCACUCCACAGUGCCUCACAUGUGGGCUGCAUGUAUCGGGCGACGUACAGCAAACAUACUAUGAGGUGUCUUUCAGUCACGAACGCCAAAUGGCGAUCACUUCGGAUGGUCCUGGCAUACCGAUGACUGUGUUAUAUGAAUGGAACUGGGAAAAUGAUCAGGUGGUGCUGAAGAAGGUCAUUGAUUGGGAAUUGAAUACCGAACUACGUGCGAAACUGAAACUGAAAGCUAUGCCCACCUAUGAAAUACAUACCUUCCCUAUAGCGGGAAACUUUACUGCCAAAGUGUUGCUACAAUUGCCACCCAACCUCGAUCGUAGUGGCAACACUAAAUAUCCACUACUAGUGGACGUCUAUGGUGGACCCGACUCUACCUCGGUGCUCGAUCGUUGGAUGAUUGACUGGGGCACCUACCUCUCAUCAAACCAGUCUGUGAUUUAUGCCAAGAUUGAUGGACGCGGUUCCGGCUCACGUGGUGAUAAACUAUUGCAUUCGAUAUAUCUAAAAUUGGGCACUUUAGAGAUCACCGAUCAAGUUGAUGUAACCAGACAACUGCAGCAGAAAUUUUCAUUUAUUGAUGCCAAUCACACAGGCAUCUGGGGUUGGAGUUAUGGCGGCUAUGCGGCCGCUAUGGCUUUGGCCAAUGACGACAGUCAAGUGUUCCGUUGUGCCGCUUCUGUGGCACCAGUAACCGAUUGGUCUUACUAUGACUCCAUUUACACUGAACGCUAUAUGAGUCUGCCCAAAUUGAACGAAGCUGGUUACGCGAAUUCUCAACUCACCACACGCGCACAGCGUUUGCGCGGCAAGAAAUUCAUGCUGAUCCACGGCACUCUCGAUGACAACGUGCACUACCAACAGGCUAUGAUUUUAGCGAAGAAUUUGGAGAGAUUUGAUAUUCUGUUCAAGCAAAUUAGCUACACCGACGAAGACCACAGCUUGGCCUCGGUGCGCCCGCAUUUAUAUCACUCGUUGGAUCGUUUCUUCGGCGACUGCUUCGGCAACAAGCGCAUGAUGUCGCGUUGGAAUGGCAAAUGAUUGUAUCGUCAUAACAGCAACACCAACAGCAAGAGGACGAACAAACAAGGAAUAUAGCGAAGACAAAAAGCAAGAAAAGAAAAGAAAACAGAAAGCUAAUAUCAGAGUCAGAAGAGAGACUCAACCACAGACAAUAUCGGUGUGAAUUAAAGUUAAAAUUAAAAUUGAUAAUAAUUAGAAAAAAGCACAAACAAAAAAGAACUAGCAUGUGAGCAAUAUGCUCAAGUGAAAACGCACCCAUAAGUGAAAAAAUAUUCGCAAUUCAAAAAAUGAAGCAUAUGCGUAGGCGAACGAAUUUUUGUACUUAAUAAACAGAUGUAAGUGUAAGCAAUUUUUUUUUUAAUUUUAAAAUAUAUAAAUACAUACAUACGUACAUACAUACAUACAUACAUAGAAGAGCUGAGAUAGCAUUUAACUAUUAAUAGUGUCUCAAAUUAACGCAACAACAAAAUUAGAACGCAUUAACAUGUUACAUACACGCACACAUACAUAUGUGGCGAUGAGGUUUACAGUAGACAAAUUUUACUAGUGUUUAAUAAAAAAUAUUAUAAAUAGAAUUAAGAGGAAGGAAAGCAAACAGGAAGAAAACAACAGAAAAAUAGAAUUAAGGAAAGCAAAAAAAUUGGAAAAACAGACAAAGAAACUUAGUUUCACACACAUAACGUUAUGAAAAGGACAUUUUAACGUAAACACACAAAGAAAGGGCGAUGAAAGUUAUUUUUUUGAAUUUUUGGAAAACACGCAACUCCAAAACAAAAUUUAUGUUUUAUACACAUACAUACAUACAAACAUAUGUACGCACAUAUAUAUGCAAAGCUUGUAGUUGUAGUUGGUAGAAAUGUUUAAAUUUUUUUUUAAUUUAAAAUAUUUUUUUUUAUUUAAAUUUUUUUUUAUUUUAAAAUUUUUUUCGUUAUUUAUAUAAAAUUUUGUCUUCCGUUAGUGCUUGUCUGAAUUGUACAUAUUUUCAUGGGUUUAUUUAUCGAUUAAGCGGCACACAUAAACACAUAUAUAAAAGCACACAUUUUAAACUUAAAUUUUUGUGGAAAAAAUUAAAAAUUUUGUGAAAAAGCUACAAAUUUCGUUUA
Bactrocera dorsalis (oriental fruit fly) is the source of this 7478-nucleotide messenger RNA. RefSeq names its product venom dipeptidyl peptidase 4 (gene ome). The record is from RefSeq and is a predicted model, not a curated record. Gene Ontology annotation, molecular function: serine-type peptidase activity; dipeptidyl-peptidase activity. Gene Ontology annotation, biological process: proteolysis. The coding region runs from base 2767 to 6393 and encodes 1208 amino acids. The transcript has 14 exons. NCBI's taxonomy places the organism in Eukaryota, Metazoa, Arthropoda, Insecta, Diptera, Tephritidae.